GAACACCGAGCAAGAGAAGGAAAGAGAGAGAACUCUCCGGGGAUGGAAGCAGAAAAGGCUACGACUCUGCCAGCCAUGGAUAGUAGGGCUAGCCGCCUGCCGAUCACGCCAGCAGUAGCGCGAGGAUGCGAAGGAAUUUGGAGCCUUAGGGAAAGAGUGUUGGGAUGGUUUGACCCGGAAGGAACUAUGAAAACCAGGGAGGGACAGAAGGCCGGCAAGGAGAGCCCGGAUAACAGUGUGGCAGGCGAGGCCAGCAGCUCCGAGGGCGGCCUUAAGAAGAUAGUGUCGUCCCUCGCUCGAGCACUAAACAAAAAUCAAGGCUAUCUGACAGACAACAAGAAAAAGUUGACUUUCGAUGGAGCAAACAUCACGGAGUUCCUGAUCGACUACGAGAACCUAGCUGCGUUACUAAAGUGGACCGAGGAGGAAAAGAUGGACCACCAAGGACAGCAUGUGUCGUUAAGCCUUGGACGGGACAUAAUGGUCAUUGUAGCCGCAAGCCGGUCUUGGAAGGAGACCCGGGAUGUGAUGAUGAGGAAGUACCUAGCGGCGGAGAAAAUGGCAACGGAGGCCGACCUAGCGGAAGUUCAGAGGAAGAACUUCACAACGUACAAUGAUUUCCUUCGGGAAUUUACUCUAGUAGCACUAAGGAUCCCCGGGGUCACGCAUCGGAUAAUGAGCAAAUAUUUCCUCAGGCAGUUCUUCGAGUUCGACAAAGACAAGAUCCUGUCAGCCUACCAACAGAUGAGCAAGUUCGUAAACACGCAAGAUGUUGAUUUUAGCACGGUAACAGAUCUGGCUCAGAAAACGGUAGUAAUGAAAACGUUGGCCUUGCUCAAGGAAGGAGAGAUCAUAGAUCUGACCGGUAGGACGGGCGACAAGGUAAAAAAGGGGAUUGAAAGUCUACAUGAACGGGUGCACGGGGUCGACAAUAAGAUUGAAAGGAUGGAAGACGCGCUAAUGGUUAUGCAACCGCAAGUAUCACGACCCGCCCUCCCUCCCCAGGAAGCUGUGGUCCCGCCAGGUGUGGCAAACCGGGGAUACGGACGGAGAGAUCUUGCUAACGAGCAAUGCAAGUACUGCACCGCUAUAGGACAUCAUGUGCGCGCAUGCCCAAAGCUCAACCAUGAUAUUCUGAAAAGAAGGUGUACCAGGUCGUUAAAGGGGGAAAUAUUUGGACCACAAGGAGAACGGGUGAACUGGAACUCACCAGGAGGGAUGCGGCGAGCCAUUAUCAUGCUCAACGGGUUAGAAAUAACAGCCGUAGAAGCCGAACCGGUGGGCGAGAUCAUCUGGGAUCAGCUCCGGGGGCGCGGGCCGCAGGCCAACUUUAUUUUGGAAAGCGACGGACGUGAUAGGGUGAACGCAACCACUCGACUGGGAACGGCCGGGAGAAGGAUCAACCGUAACACCAUUAUGGAGGAGGUCGCCGGAAGCUCCGAACCCCAGGCGGAGCCUGAGGCCGAGGAACCAGAGAAAGUCUAUGAGAAGCUUAAGGAAGAGGAGCCUGGGGACAAGGUUACCGCCGCUAAGAAGAAGUUUAGGGGUCAGGGAAUUGAUCUGGUCGUUUCAGCGGAUGACCGUAAUGGAGGAAAUGGACCACGACAUAAUCCUCGGGAGACCGUGGUGCGCGAUGUCGCGCCCUCACUGCUUCAAGGGUCGGGUUAGAUGUCCUUCCCCGGAUCGAGCUCAGUGGGUUGGAGGACUGGUAGGGUGUCACGCAGGAUUUUUGGU
Messenger RNA from Chara braunii, 1734 nucleotides. Lineage: Eukaryota; Viridiplantae; Streptophyta; Charophyceae; Charales; Characeae. The record is from the annotation of a GenBank genome assembly.